Molecule: messenger RNA, 597 nt
Organism: Rodentolepis nana
Lineage: Eukaryota; Metazoa; Platyhelminthes; Cestoda; Cyclophyllidea; Hymenolepididae
Source: the annotation of a GenBank genome assembly
AUGGAGGCGGAUAUUUCCGCUAACACCAGCUAUCUCAACCAUCGCAGUGCUUGCGACUUCAAUGCCACCUCGUUGUUUGUUUUAAUUGGUCUAGCGAUUAUCCUUUUGUCUUUUCUAAUAUGCAUUAUUUGCGUCCUCACCUACUUUGUGUACAAAUUGCGCCAACAAACGGCUCGCUUUAUGUCACCCCUGCCUGAUGAAAGGGAUAUGAUUUUCGCCUUCUCCAACAAGCAUGCUGAAUUAAUGGAAUAUAGAUCUAAUCGACCGGCAAGUAGUGGAUCUCUUGCUGAUCCCUGGAACACUCGGUCAGAACAAUGUGAUUGCCAAAUGAUUCACAAAGAGGAGUUGAAUAGACGAUACCACAACCCGGGAGUCGACUUUCAUACAUAUCCGAAAGUGAAUGUUACUGGAAUUGGGAAUAAGUAUAUUCAACGUGUGUUUUCACAACCGGGUACCUUGCAUUUUCGUCAGAGUCAGCUCUCGUUGACGCAAGAAGAGAUUAGUACUUUGAGGAAGAUACCAAAGAAUAGAAUGGUUGAACGUCUGCUUUUGGAAUCAAACCAUCAGGACUAUACAAAUUCCAUUAGGCCAAUUUGA